Molecule: messenger RNA, 478 nt
Organism: Myripristis murdjan (pinecone soldierfish)
Lineage: Eukaryota; Metazoa; Chordata; Actinopteri; Holocentriformes; Holocentridae
Gene: rpl39
Product: ribosomal protein L39
Exons: 3
Coding region: 149-304 (51 amino acids)
Biological process (GO): translation
Cellular component (GO): cytosolic large ribosomal subunit; ribosome
Molecular function (GO): structural constituent of ribosome
Source: RefSeq, a predicted model, not a curated record
GUGCUCAAACGCCCUCAUGGUGUCGCUGUUCAGAGACAGCAGAGCCGGUUGGUCGAUGCUCAUUGGAUAACAGCCCAUACAUCACCUCCGCUUCCCUUCCCUCUCUCUCUUCGACCACCGCCAUAGUGGGGAAAGGACUGUGGACAAAAUGUCGUCCCACAAGACUUUCAGGAUCAAGCGUUUUCUCGCUAAGAAGCAGAAGCAGAACCGGCCGAUCCCCCAGUGGAUCAGGAUGAAGACUGGCAACAAGAUCAGGUACAACUCCAAGAGGAGACACUGGAGGAGGACCAAGCUCGGCCUGUAAACCUGUGGCUCCUGUGGAUCUCCAGCAUCCUCCCCAUCGUCCACCUGAAGGACCACCAUCUGCUGGGCCUGACCCGGGGACGGAGCGGUGUUACCUGGAACAGCAGUCUUUUUGUACAGAUGCUCUGGUUAUGCUCGUGUUUGACAAUAAAACAUUUGUGAUCAAACCAGUAAA